AUGUCGAGCUAUCGACUUGUCGCGCUCGUGUUCUAUGCCUCAGGUUCGCUGGCCCAACUAUUGCCACGGGCCCCAUGUGUUCAAGAUGCCUGCCGUGAUGCGGUGGACACAUUUGUAACGCCCGGUCCAUCGCCGUUUUGUACACAGUAUGCUCUUGGACAUACUGUCCCCCCGUCUCAAGUGCAGAAUGCAUGCAGCAUCUAUUCGACAAAGAUUCCUAGUGUCUGCUCUUGUAUUACCAAUGCGCCAGUGACUACAACGAGUUCUUCAGGUACCACUAGCACACCAUGUAAUGUAGUGACAGUCACGUCUGUCGUCACAGUCUACGCAAGCCCAACUCCCAUUUCCUGCUGUAUCGCUCAGCCUACUCUUCUUAAUGGAGACUUCGAUGACUGCGCAGGCAUUGAUCCUCCCUGGGGACCAUGUCCCCUUCGUUCAUGGACCUACACCGAUGUGAACAAAAUCUCAGUCGACCUCUGUGGUGAGCACACGAACUGCCACACCGGAAAUUGGGUCGCCUGCAUGAGCCGUGGACCCGGCGUCCUCUCACAGCCCAUCUACGUAUGCAGCUGCGGCACGUACCAAGCGACCGCAUGGUUCACCAAUCCGGGGGAAUUCCUCAACCUCUCGGGCACGCUGCCGAUUGUGCCCGGUGUCCAAUUUGGGCUGGCGGGCUCGUACUCGAAAGUCAUGGCGAUCCCGUUCUCCCCCGUGGCGUACCCUAACCCCACGUACUACCAGCUCUCGGCGCAGCUGACGGUGAUACCCAGGAAGGAAGGCUGGGCCGAGUUUGAGAUUAUUGGUGUUUUUCAUAAUAGUUCGUAUACGGGGUUUUGCGUGGAUACGUCGUAUAUUCUGCAAGUGCUUCCGGCUCAGGAAAAGGGGCUUAAGCGAGGAACUUCUCGCAUCUCGCUGGAGCUGACUGACGAGCGCAUUGCAUUCCACCGAGUAAAUACUUCAAGUUCGAGAUAA
Molecule: messenger RNA, 972 nt
Organism: Hyaloscypha bicolor E
Lineage: Eukaryota; Fungi; Ascomycota; Leotiomycetes; Helotiales; Hyaloscyphaceae
Exons: 5
Coding region: 1-972 (323 amino acids)
Source: RefSeq, a predicted model, not a curated record